GCCUUAUUGUCACGAUCGUAUCAAACAGUGACUUGUGUCUAGCGGCACGACCGAGAAAGACGUGAAAUGACGUGAGAUAUUCCAUCGUGAAUAUAGACCUUUACGCGCCACAUAAUAAAAACCGAACUGCAUUAAUACAUAUUCCCACCACCAGAGUUUAGCGACCUGCUUCUUACUGACUUUUGAACAUAAGUAUAAUCGAUAUUUGAAUUGGUUGGGAUUGUACCAGAGAAUUUGUAGAACUUUUUCAGUCGGUAAUACCGAUAUUGGUUGACCAAAGAGUAUAUAAUAUAUGAUAUUGACAUUGUAUUCUGUCUGUAUUGAUAUUUGCGUGUAGUUUGGUCUUGUGUGUGAUCAGCGUGUGAUGCAGAGAGGUGUGCAGAGGUGCGAGUGAAGUAGGGUGAUGUUGAUAAUGUUCAGAUAAUAACUAAUAAUUUUCCCGCGGUAAGCGCCUGCUUCAGAAAUUUAAUACAUUUCCCUAGGCGCUUGUUAAUUGAUGCUGUACAAUAUUGUGUUUUCUCCAAAAUACCUUUUUAAAUAUAUUUUCAAACAUGAAUUCCGCUAGUAAG
This is a messenger RNA of Gryllus bimaculatus (two-spotted cricket), 569 nucleotides long. The record is from the annotation of a GenBank genome assembly. NCBI's taxonomy places the organism in Eukaryota, Metazoa, Arthropoda, Insecta, Orthoptera, Gryllidae.